AUGAAACUCGAUGUCAUAGCAGUUCUCACAAAACAAUUUGCUCGUCCACUGCGAAUGCUAGCCACCGAGCCAAUCGUCACCUGUAUCUCCUUCUAUAGUGCCUUCGUUUACGGUAUCUUGUAUUUCCCGUUGGAAGUGUUCCCACUGGUAUUCCAAGAAUCCCGAGGCUGGAACAAGAUCAUCGGCGCUCUACCGUUUACCGUUCCCAUUAUCUUGGGACAAAAGUACUACAACAAGAGAUCAAAAGCAGCAAAUGGACAAACAGUCCCCGAAGCACGACUUCCACCCAUGGCAAUCGGAGCAGUCCUUCUUGUGGCUGGAUUAUUCUGGCUUGCAUGGACUGCCGACUCACCCCAUCACUGGGUCCUACCAUGCAUUGCAUCUGUUUUUGUUGGAUGUGGAUUCAACAUUGUCUUCCUGCAGUGCGUGAACUUCUUGAUUGAUGUUUAUAAAAUCUACGCUGCUAGCGCGACAGCUGCUACGACUUUGCUUCGGAGUUUGAUGGCGGCUGGGCUUCCUCUGGCAGCCAAGCCCAUGGUUCAAGGUGUGGGUAUUGGGCCUGGUGUCUCGAUGAUUGCUGUUGUGGCGACUGCCCCAUUGCCUGUGCCGUUCUUGUUCAUAAAAUAUGGCAAGAGGAUUCGGCGAUUGUCGAAGCUUGCACCUGAUGAUUUAUGA
This is a messenger RNA of Penicillium antarcticum, 675 nucleotides long. RefSeq lists its product as uncharacterized. NCBI's taxonomy places the organism in Eukaryota, Fungi, Ascomycota, Eurotiomycetes, Eurotiales, Aspergillaceae. The record is from RefSeq and is a predicted model, not a curated record. Gene Ontology annotation, molecular function: transmembrane transporter activity. Bases 1 to 675 code for a protein of 224 amino acids. The transcript is spliced from 2 exons. Gene Ontology annotation, biological process: transmembrane transport.